GCCUGUUGCUGCAGAGACUUUCUAUUGAGCGUAAAACUAAACGAGAAAGCCUGCCGGUCAAGUAUGGAGAACUUCAGCUUGGUCAGAUGUAAUAGUCUGGAUGCAGGAUCAGGAAGUGACAAAGAGUUGAUGAGUCUUUACCCUGAAGUGGAGCCUACACCAGCAGAGUUGGCUCAGUGUGAAGCUGAAGUAGGUACGCUGCUCAGCAUCAUCGCUGAAGUGAACAAGAAGAUGGGGUCCCUGAAGGCACCAAGUGAACCAGGUAAUUUGAGACCACCAAGACCACCCAGUCCUCUUUUUCCAGACCUACUUUCACACAGGUUGAUGAGACACGUCCCAGAGAGGAACACGUCUGGUUAUGUCACAUCGAAUCCUCCACUUCCAAGUCGAGGGGGCAGGGGUGUCAUAUGGACAGAACUCAAGGGGGCUCUGACUGCAGUGGAGGACUCCAUCAACUAUAGAAGGUCAUGGGCAGCCCCCAUUGCAGCCUCAGAUCGAGACAGACCCAAAGAGCAUCUGAGAGCGGCUCAGGACAGCUGGGCCAAGGCUGACAAGAUUUUGGAGGAGAUGGAAAAAGAAUUUGGGAUUUCUUGUCCUUCAGCUGUGACAAAAGAAACAUUUCAGGAGGAACUGGUGGAUCAUCCGGACUCCGCUCCCCAGCAGGGAGAGUUGCAGAGAUCAUACAGCGUCAGCAACGUGGAAGAUGAGAAGAACAAGGUUGGUCACCAGACGACCUGGAGGUCGGCCAUUUGCUCCCCUUCUUACAGAUCGUCGAGCACUGCUGGGGCCUCCUCUUCCUUUCCAUGUUCUCCUUUGCUACUCAGAAGAGCAGCCAGAGCGGGAGGAGCUUUUUCUCCAGGAAGUGACGGCUCUCCACUGAGCUUAGGCAGUCCUUGUCCAAGCCCCAUCGGUCUGCCGGAGACUGAGAUAGAACGACUGAACAGAUACAUUGAGAAGCUGAGAGCCAGGAAUGAACGUCUCACUGUUGCUUUGGAGCGAAAGAGGGCAGAGUUUGAGCAGAUCAGCGUUACAUUCAAGAGGCUCGAGGCCGACUGUUCGGCCAUGCACCUGGCUCUCAGAUACUGUGAAGAGUGUGAAGAGGCAUACGGCGAGCUGCUGGCACUUUACGAGGCUCAGAGGCAACAGAGAGUUCCUGUGCAGGCCGACGCAGCAGAGGCCGUCGAUGACACUCAGCAGCCCGGCAGCCCGUCAGCUCAACGCCGGGAAAUGGUAAGUGAGGAAUUGUCCACCUCCUUUACAACAGAGGCCACCAAGGAGAUGGAAACACAUUCAACACAAAGGACUACUGAAAUCAGUGAACGAAAGGUUGCGCUCCAUGAGCUAAUCGAGCGCCUGAAAAGGGACCGGGCGGCCAUUUGCCUCUCAAAGCCGCGUGCAGGAGUGGAGGUUAAAUUGAACCCGGACGCUGGCUCCCCCGCUGGGCUGCAAGGGGGACACUUGACUAAAGAUAACAUCAAGCGAGAUAAGACGUCUGUGAUCCAUGAGAUCACCACAGCCAGGGAGGAGAUGUCAGACCUGCGUGCCCUCAUCCGUCUGAAGGAGAAAGAGUUGAGGUGUCUGGAAUGGAGUCUAGUGGCCCAAAAGACCCAAGAAGCAUCUGGAGCGUGUAUUCCAGAAAGCCUGCGAGAUGAGCUGGAGGACUGUAAGACGGAACAACAGAGGCUGUGUGACAAUGCUGCUAAACUAUGUAGCGAUGGUGACGUGACUGGCCUCAAGACCAGGCCCAUUUUAAAAGAGAUGCAGGCAGUCCUUCAGAGGGAGCAAGCCCUGAAGAAGAGACUGGCUUUAGUUUAUGACCCGACCCUCACAGACAGUGCCUCCAACAGGAGAGACAAUGAUGAGCAUGUUGCAAGGCUCACACAAGCUCACAGUAAGGCCCUGAGCUCUUACAGACACAUUCGCAGGAAGUACCGGGAGCAAAUGUGGAAGCUGGAGCAGAAGAUGGCAGCCAUGAUGGAGAGUCAGCACAUCCAGAGAGGAUCUGGAGAAGAUUCAGAAUGGAAGAGGGAAGAGACCGUACUGUGAUGCCUCAGGAACAACUGCAUGGCUGUGUCUCCACGCAUGCACUUCACUUCCAUAUUUACACUUUACAUUUUGAGGUCUUAAGUGUCACACUGAGAAUGUUGAACUCAACAUGCCCCGAAUUGUGAGUGUGCAGCAAAGGACCAAUGACACAAAUAGUGCCACACAGAACUCUGCUCUGUUCGUGUUAAAGGAUCAGGUCAAUUAAAUUACAAAAAAAAUGCAGGUUUUUUUUGGUCCGAUAUCUUCAGUGAUCUUCAGCUCUCACUGGAUCGGUUCGCAGCUGAGUGUGAAGCGACUGGGAUGAGAAUCAGCACCUCCAAAUCCGAGUCCAUGGUUCUCACCCGGAAAAGGGUGGAAGGCCAUCUCGGGUUGGGGAGGAGACCCUGCCCCGAGUGGAGGAGUUCAAGCACCUCAGAGUCUUGUUCACCAGUGAGGGCAGAGUGGAUCGUGAGAUCGACAGGCGGAUCGGUGCGGCGUCUUCAGUAAUGCAGACGCUGUAUCGAUCCGUUGUGGUGAAGAAGGAGCUGAGCCGGAAGGCAAAGCUCUCAAUUUACCGGUCGAUUUACGUUCCAAUCCUCACCUAUGGUUAUGAGCUUUGGGUUAUGACCCAAAGGACAAGAUCACAGGUACAAGCGGCCGAAAUGAGUCACUGCUGCUCCACAUCGAGAGGAGCCAGGUGAGGUGGUUCGGGCAUCUGGUUGGGAUGCCACCCGAACGCCUCCCGAGGGAGGUGUUUAGGGCACGUCCGACCGGUAAGAGGCCACGGGGAAGACCCAGGACACGUUGGAAAGACUAUGUCUCCCGGCUGGCCUGGGAACGCCUCGGGAUCCCCCAGGAAGAGCUGGACGAAGUGACUGGGGAGAGGAAAGUCUGGGCUUCCCUGCUUAGGCUGCCGACCCCGCGACCUGACCUCGGAUAAGCGGAGGAAGAUGGAUGGAUCUUUUCCUGCCUCAGCCUCAAUGUACUAGUUGUCUUUAUUUCGACGGACAUGAUUUCUUGCUUGCAGCCUAUACAUGUCUGCAUUGUCGGAGUUUGGUGCAGGUUAGCCGUUAUGCAAUCCUAGUGCAGAUGUGCUGGUGUAUGUCCCUGACAUCUUAAGUGCACAACAAGACGACGAGCUUGUUGGCUACUGCAGUCAGCUUAGCAUUCACACUGGUGUUUUUGUCAUGGGUACAAAGGCUGUGCAGUAACUAACAUACUGUGUGUGUACCAAAUGCCAGCUAGUGUCCUUGAACCGCACUUCCUGACGCCAAAAGAGCCGCUCUGGACAAUGAGCUUACAGGUCAGGGCUUUUAGCUCAUUGUCUAACAAUGCUUAAGUCUCUUAUGGCCAUGGAGUUCAUGGUCGUAGUUCAAGCCUCAAGCUGGACUUAGAAGCUAGAAUCAAAAGUGUUACACCAGUGCCGUGCCCCGUUUGCCAGGUUGUGACGCUGUGCGAUAGUAUGCAGUGAGAACAGCUCAGAGCAUUUUAGCUCACCACCUAGUGCUGCUGCACUUAACUCCCAUUUGCUGGGGAGCCCGGUUCGAGCCCUGAGCUGAACUGAGCUGGCACUCACAACUGUGCAUAAUGUAAAGACAUGGUUGGGGAAAUUGCAUGACAAAAAUUAACUAUUCCAGGAUGUCAAAAAAAUGCAGGUUAUUUUUAUAUUCUGCUUUGUUUUCCAGCCUAGAUUUCCCAAAAAGCUUGUAAAAAAUUGUAUUUCAUUCUUAUACAUAGGCAUCGAGUAUCGAUGGGAACCGGGCCUUACGUUUUGAUUCUCCCAGAAUUGUCCACAUUUGUAAACUUAAUUUCUAUUGUUGAUGCCAAGUCAGUCUAUCUCCAUCUUCAAUCUUCCAUUUGGGCAAAUAAACCACAUUUCUUAAGUUUUAUUAUCACUAGAAGAUGAGAACGACAUGCUAAACAUGUUGAAAUGUUUUUUAUGUUCAUGUUUGUCCUUCAUACCGACCAUCAGACUGUAUAAUGCAUAUGUUCCUUUUGACUGUACAUGUACUGUAAAUGUAUAAUGUAUUUAUAUUAUUCACAUGUGAAUAAUGCUGUAUAAUAGACUGUAUUUAUGUUAUUCACAUGUGAAUAAUGCUGUAUAAUAGACUAUAUUAUUCACAUGUUAAAAAUACCUAAGUGUUUAUUGUCUAUU
Messenger RNA from Entelurus aequoreus (snake pipefish), 4180 nucleotides. RefSeq names its product Usher syndrome 1C binding protein 1 (gene ushbp1). The coding region runs from base 64 to 2046 and encodes 660 amino acids. The transcript has 14 exons. NCBI's taxonomy places the organism in Eukaryota, Metazoa, Chordata, Actinopteri, Syngnathiformes, Syngnathidae. The record is from RefSeq and is a predicted model, not a curated record.